AUGUCUCAUCAAAAACUCCAAGGAUUUGAAUUCUAUCAGACAGUUUUAAAAAAUGCCAAAUACUUCCUUGCCCCAAUGGUGGAUCAAUCAGAAUACGCAUGGAGAAUUUUAUCUCGUCGCUAUGGAGCACAAGUAUGCUACACCCCAAUGAUACAUGCCAAAAUGUUUUGCGAUGAAAAGAACAAACAAUACCAGAAUGAUAUAUGGUCUACUGGAUCAGAUGAUCGGCCUUUAAUUGUACAGUUUUGUGCUAAUGAUCCGGAAAUAUUACUUAAGGCAGCUUUAAGAGUGCAGGAUCAAUGCGAUGCAGUUGACUUGAAUUUGGGUUGCCCACAGCAUAUCGCCCGUCGUGGUCAUUAUGGCGCUUUUUUACAAGAUGAAUGGGAUUUAAUAUACAAAUUGAGUGAAAACCUGGCGGUUCCUGUGACGGCAAAAAUACGCAUUUUCCCCGAUGUGGAAAAAACCAUUAAAUAUGCGAAGAUGAUUGAAAGUGCGGGCGCUCAAUUAUUGACUGUACACGGUCGCGUCCGUGAUCAAAAAGGUCACAAAACCGCGUUGGCGGAUUGGGAGCAGAUUCGGCGUGUCAAGGAAGAACUCAAAAUACCGGUGAUAGCCAAUGGAAAUAUACUCUAUUUUGAGGACAUUGAAAGGUGUAUAAAUAUUACUGGUGUUGAUGGAGUUAUGUCUGCAGAGGGUAAUCUUUACAACCCGGCAUUUUUCUCAGGGAUCAAUCCACCUGUGUGGAAAUUAGCCAAAGAGUAUUUAGAAAUCUGUGAAUCUGUUCCUACGAAAAUUUCUUAUAUACGAGCCCACCUUUUCAAGAUAUAUAGGCCAGCACUUCCGUUUCAUGUAGACUUAAGGGAACAACUUAGCAAGGUCAAUACUCUCGAAGAACUAUUCAAAAUAUCUGACGAACUUCAAAAUCGUUUAAUGAAAACAUCUUCUGAAUCCCCAGAAAGCGCAAUAUUAUGUGAUGACAAUGGAUUUAAGAUUUUUCCUCAUUGGUUAUGUCAACCCAAUAUCCGCCCCGUAGUAUCCGAAAACGCAAAAAUAAAGCUGAAAAUUCCAGAUGAUCAAACAACGAAUGUUUCAAACACAAAGGAGGACCAUAAAAUAGUCAUUAAUUCUGAUAAAUCAUCACUAAAAAUUAAACAUGAUUCUAUCGUGGACAAUACAGACGAAUUCGUCAAGACUUCAUCCACUGAUUCCGAAUCAUUAGUGAAAUCAUGUGAAUCAAAGUUGAGCCACGAGUCUUGUUUGACAACGGGCAAUUUGUCGGAAAAUUACACUCCAACGUCUGAAAAUAUUCGGAAUUUCACAGACUCCAAUGUUGAUUCAAUAUCUGAGUAUGAUUCGAAAAGAUCCAAAAAGAAAG
Acaulospora colombiana is the source of this 1375-nucleotide messenger RNA. NCBI's taxonomy places the organism in Eukaryota, Fungi, Glomeromycota, Glomeromycetes, Diversisporales, Acaulosporaceae. The record is from the annotation of a GenBank genome assembly.